GUGUUGUUGUUGUUGUUGUUGUUGUUGUUGUUGUUGUUGCUGCUUGUUCCUCUAAAUCACGUAUGAUUGAAAUGCAGAUCACCACCAUAUGCUGCAAACUUUCUACUGGGACAAUUGCAAGCAACGUGCAAGAGAUUCAAAAUGGGCAACCCAGAAAAUAAGAACAUAGUACUCAAAUAAGGCAAGUAAUUAAAUUUGUGUAUUUUUUGUAUGCACGCCAACUGUUUGUUGAUUUGCCUCACUGAGAUUUGUGCAACAUCAAUAAAAAAAAUGAAGGAAGUCCAAUUAUUUGAAAAGUCAUCAACUUAAAAUAAACCAUAGAGAAAAUUUGAAAACAAUACUAGUGUGACACGAAGACUGUAAACUUUGCUUCUUAAGAAAGAGUUCAUAGUUGCUUCAAUUAGAUUAGACUUUUAUUGAGGAAAGACCAAAAUUUUGGGUGUUAUCUUAAAUUAAGUAAGGCAUAAAAAAAGCUCCAAAUAUUCUACCCUCUGAAAGUUGAUUGCUUUCUACUUGAUAUCAUGGCUUAUGUCCACACCCUUGUGCUCUUGUUCUCUUGGUUUUGGGUCUUUGAGCAAUUUGGUUCCGCUCAAGGAGAUAUUACAGCUACUCAAUUUCUUAGAGAUUCAGAAACACUGAAGUCUAGUAGAGGUUAUUUCAAGCUAGGAUUUUUCAGCACUGUUAACUCAACGAAUCGCUAUGUUGGAAUUUUAUGGGUAGCCAACAGGGAAAACCCACUGAGUGAUUCUUCAGGGGUGCUUAAGAUAUCUAGGGAUGGAAAUCUUCAGCUUUUGGAUGGACAUAACAAGAGUAUUUGGUCAUCAAAGAUAAUAGAUAAUGCAGUAAAUGCUUCUGCUGCUCAGCUUUUGGAUACUGGGAACCUUGUUUUACUCUCAAAUGCCACUGGGGAUAUCAUCUGGCAGAGUUUUGACCAUCCUUUAAACUCGAUGUUGCCACUUAUGAAGCUAACCGUUGAUGAGAAGACAAAGACAAGGUCACUGCUUUCGUCUUGGAAGAGUGCUUCAGAUCCAUCAACUGGACGUUUCACUGCUGGUAUUAAUAGCAAGCUUACUGAAAUUUUCAUCUGGGAUGGUGACCGCCCUUAUUGGCGAUCAGGCCCUUGGGAUGGUCAUGUGUUUAUUGGAGUACGGUCUAUGUAUUACUUGGCACCAGUUAAAGGAUUUCAUUUUGAAGAUGACAAUGAAGGCACAAUUAGCUUAUCAUUUUCUUCUAUGAAUGAUAAAGUUACGCAACACUAUGUAUUAACUCAUGAUGGUGUGGUUCUACAAAAAGAUUGGAAAGAUGGUAAAGGUGAUUGGAAAAUGUUAUGGCACACCCUAGAAUCUGAGACUGAGUGUGAUAUAUAUGGAAAGUGUGGAAAAUUUGGGAGCUGCAAUUUACGUCGUUCACCAAUUUGUAGCUGCUUGAAGGGCUUUGAACCAAGAAAUCACGAAGAAUGGAGUGCAGGGAAUUGGAUUAGUGGGUGUGUUCGAAGAACACAAUUGCAGUGUGGUACGAUAGGAGGGGAAGAAGAUGGGUUUUUGAGGUUAAGGAAUAUGAAAGUGCCAGACAAUGCUGAGUGGUUGCUUUCAGAUGAUGAACAGAAUUGCAGAAGACUGUGCCUAAAGAAUUGUUUGUGCUCAUCUUAUGCUUAUUAUUUGGGUUUUGGGUGUAUGAUCUGGAAUGGAAGCUUGAUUGACAUACAGGAUUUCUCCCCUGUUGGUGUUGAUCUUUUCAUUCGAUUGGCUCAUUCAGAACUAGGUGACAACAGGAAACAGAAAGUAAUUAUUGCAGUCAUAGUGAUUAUGGGUACUUCUACGCUAGCCAUAUUCCUAUACUGUUUAUGGAGGUGGAUGGAUCAACGAUAUGGGAAGACAUCAACAAACAAUGAAGCAAAAUGGAAAUAUUACAGGGUCGGGGCUGGAAUAAGUCAUAAUGGUUACCAUGAUUUACCUUUGUUUAAAUUCAAAGAGUUGAUAGCUGCAACUAGCAGCUUUUCUGAAAACAACAAGCUAGGUCGAGGUGGAUUUGGUCUGGUGUACAAGGGAAUUCUGGAAGAUGGACAAGAGAUAGCUGUGAAAAGACUCUCUACAGAAUCUAUGCAAGGCCCACAAGAAUUUAUGAAUGAAGUGGUUGUAAUCUCGAAACUUCAACACAGAAAUCUUGUCAGAUUGUUGGGCUGCUGUGUAGAAGGAGAAGAGAAACUACUGGUUUAUGAAUACAUGCCAAAUAAGAGUUUGGAUGCUUUCCUCUUUGAUCUCUCAAAUCGGGAACAUUUGGACUGGUUGAAGCGCUUCAAGAUAAUCAAAGGGAUAUGUAAAGGUCUCCUUUACCUUCAUAGAGAUUCUAGAUUAAGGAUUAUUCAUAGAGAUCUAAAAGCAAGCAACAUUUUAUUGGAUGUCAAUUUUAAUCCCAAGAUAUCUGACUUUGGGAUGGCAAGGAUUUUUGAAAGCAAUCAAGACCAAGGUGACACCCAAAGGAUUGUAGGCACCUAUGGCUAUAUGUCUCCAGAGUAUGCAAUGGAAGGCCGAUUCUCAGAGAAGUCAGAUGUGUUCAGCUUUGGGGUGCUGCUACUAGAGAUUGUAAGUGGAAGAAGGAACAAUAGCUUUACUGACGAGGAUACAUGGAACCUCUUAAGUCACGCAUGGAAAUUAUGGAAUGAGGAUGAUAUAUUGUCAUUGGUUGAUCCAACAAUUUCAGAGUCCACCUUCCAGUUAGAGAUCUUGAGGUGCAUACAAGUAGGACUAUUGUCUGUGCAAGAAUUUCCUGAAGAUAGACCAAGCAUUACCAUGGUUGUUUCCAUGAUAGAGAGUGCAGUAAUAGAGCUUCCUCGUCCAACACAACCUGGCUUUACAUUAAGAAGAAUUGUUUCUUUGAACGAAGCCCAACACAAUGGCCGUGAAUGUUUUUCAGUUAAUGGUGUUUCAAUUAGUUCCAUUGGUGGUCGCUGUUGUGAUAAGAAUCAACAUAAUUUAUUGGCUAAGUUUUCUGAUAAGAUGAUGCUUUGGCAAUUGUUGAUAGACCACUUUCAGGAUAUUAACAAGCUUGGGCAAGGUGGUCUUGGCGCAGUGAAGGAAAAACAGAAUAUGAACAAGAGCCCCAUUAACUCAACAUAUCGCUAUGUUGGAAUCUGGUAUACUAAGGAGGUUGCUAAACAAUUAAAAGUGGUAUGGGUAGCGAACAGAAAUAACCCUCUUAGUGAUUUUUCAGGGGUGCUUAAAAUUUCCGGAGAUGGAAAUCUUCAACUAUUGGAUGGAAAAAACAAAAGUAUAUGGUCACCAAACAUAUCAGGUGAUAAUAAGGUUAAUUCUUCUGUUGCUCAACUUCUGGAUUCUGGAAACUUAGUUUUAUCUUCUAGCGGGAAUAUCAUCUGGCAGAGUUUUGACCAUCCUACAGACUCAAUGUUGCAAAAUAUGUAUAUGUAUUUUGAUGAGAAUUCAACCAUAUCACCGCUUGUUACAUCUUGGAAGAGCGCUUCUGAUCCAUCAGAUGGACGGUUUACAGUUGGUAUUAAUCACCGUAGGCUUUAUGAAGUUUUCAUCUGGGAUGAUGUCCGUCCUUAUUGGCGCUCAGGACCUUGGAACGGUCAAGUGUUGAUGGGGAUACGAGCUAUGUACUAUUUUGCACAGGUUGAUGGAUUUAGUCUUGAAAAUGACAAUAAAGGCACAGCUAGCAUAUCAGUUUCUUCCACAACCAAAAGACUGACGAAAUACUAUGUACUUACUUAUGAUGGUAAUUUGUUAGAAAAAGAUUGGCAAGACGAUAAAAGGGAUUGGAAAAUUGAAUGGAGUUCCCUAGAAUCUGAAUGUGAUAAAUAUGGAAAGUGUGGAGAAUUUGGGAGUUGUAAUCCGAAUAGUUUGCCAAUCUGUAGUUUCUUGAGGGGCUUUGAGCCAAGGAAUGACCAAGAAUGGAGUGCAGGGAAUUGGAGUAGUGGAUGUGUUCGGAGAACACCUCUGCAAUGUGCGAAUAUAGGAGGGGAAGAUGAUGGGUUUUCAAGGUUAAGGAACGUUAAAGUGCCAGAUAAUGCCGAAUGGAGAAAAUCCUCAGUGAAAAUUAUGGCUUUUAUGCACAUGUUUGUUUUGUUUCUCUAUUUUAUUUCUCUCUUUGAGUUUGGUAUUGCUCGAAACAAUAUUACAACCACUCAGUUUCUUAGAGAUCCUGAAACAAUAGAGUCUAGUGAUGACACAUUCAAGUUUGGUUUUUUUAGCCCCAUUAACACGACGAAUCGUUAUGUUGGGAUAUGGUAUAGUAAUCAGGAGUCUGACAAGCUGGAAGUGGUAUGGGUAGCCAACAGGGAAAACCCAAUUAAUGAUUCCUCUGGGGUGUUCAAAAUAUCAGAAGAUGGAAAUCUUCAACUUUUGGAUGGGAAAAAUGAGGUGCUUUGGUCAUCAAAUGUAUCUCAACAGGAGAAUAAUUUAGUUGUUGAGCUUCUAGACACAGGAAACCUUGUCCUGCGCUCGAAUGCUGGUAAGCUCAUUUUCUGGCAGAGUUUUGAGCAUCCCACGGAUUCAUUUUUGCCACUAAUGAAAUUUACCAUUCCUGAUAGUGUGAGGAACAACCAAGACCUAUUUCAAUCAUGGAAGAGCCCUUCAGAUCCAUCCAGUGGUAAAUUCAUUGUUGGUAUUAACACUCUUGUUCCUCCUCAAGUUUUUCUAUGGAAUGAUGAUCAUCCUAAUUGGAGAAAUAGCCCGUGGAAUGGAAAUAUAUUCCUUGCAAAAGGUUCAGUUCUUAGCAUUUUAACUGACAACGAUGGAACAACAUACUUUGGAUAUCCUUCGGGGGACCAGUCAACUCAACAACACUUUGUUGUGAAUUAUGAUGGAAGUCUUGUCCAGAAAGAAUGGAAUACAGGCAGUAGAAAGUGGGAAGUUAUAUGGAGUGCUCAAGAGUUUGACUGUAAUAUUUAUGGAAAGUGUGGAGCAUUUGGGAUUUGUAACUCAACAAAUUCACUAAUAUGUGGUUGCUUGAAAGGCUUUGUGCCGAAAAACUAUGAAGAAUGGAGCAAAGGAAAUUGGACGGAUGGUUGUGUUCGGAGAACUUCACUGUUGUGUGAGACUAAAGGAGACAGAGCAGAUGUGUUUUGGAAGUUGAGAAAUGUGAAAGUACCAGAUAAUGCUGAGUGGUUUUCUGCAAAUGGAGAAGAUGAUUGUAGGAGUCAGUGCUUAGGAAAGUGUUCAUGUAAUGCUUAUUCUUAUUUUUCAAGUAUUGGGUGUAUGAUCUGGAAUGGCAGCUUAAUUGACACAAAUAAUUUAUUUAAUCAGGGCAUGGAUCUUUCCCUUCGCUUGGCUUAUUCAGAAUUAGGUAAAACUAAUCAGCAGAAGCAACAACCUCAGCAAGGUAAAACUAGAAAAAGGAAAAUUAUUCUUUUAGUGAUGGUUAUUAUUGGAAUAACUACGGCUGCUGUCAUCAUGUACUGUGUAUGGAGGUGGAUGUGUCAAAGAAAUGGAGUAAUGAGAAUUACAAACAAGGAGACGUUAUUGCAAAACUUUAUGUCAAAAGGCAGAACUAGUAAAGCUGAAGUUGGAGAUUUACCAGUGUUUGGAUUGAAAAAGUUGGCAAUUGCGACAGACAAUUUUCAGGAUAGUAACAAGCUUGGGCGAGGUGGUUUUGGCACCGUAUACAAGGGAAAAUUUGAAGAUGGACAGGAGAUAGCGGUCAAAAGACUUUCAAAAGCAUCUGGGCAAGGACUCGAGGAGUUUAUGACAGAAGUGUUGGUUAUUUCAAAACUUCAGCACAGAAAUCUUGUCAAGCUGCUGGGGUGCUGUGUUGAAGGAGAAGAAAAAAUGCUGGUGUACGAAUUAAUGCCUAAUAAGAGUUUGGAUGCACUUCUCUUUGAUCCAACAUAUCAGAAGAUUCUGGACUGGGAGAAGCGAUUGAACAUCAUCCUUGGCAUAUGCCGAGGACUUCUUUACCUUCAUCGAGAUUCUAGAUUAAGGAUUAUUCACAGGGAUCUUAAAGCAAGCAACAUAUUGUUGGAUGGCAAUCUCAAUCCCAAAAUAUCAGACUUUGGCAUGGCAAGGAUAUUUGGAGGCAACCAAGACCAAGGCGAUACCAACAGGAUUGUUGGCACCUAUGGUUAUAUGUCUCCAGAGUAUGCAAUGGAAGGCCGGUUUUCAGAAAAGUCAGAUGUAUUCAGCUUUGGGGUGCUACUACUGGAGGUUUUAAGUGGAAGAAGGAACAGUAGCUUCAAGGUUGAGGACUGCUUGAGCCUCUUAGGUCAUGCAUGGAAAUUGUGGAAUGAGGACAAUAUUUUGUCAUUGAUUGAUCCAACAAUAUCAGAAAAUUCAGAAUCUACCCGCCAUGCAGAGAUUUUGAAGUGCAUACAACUAGGACUUCUAUGUGUGCAAGAAGUUCCUGAAGAUAGACCGAGCGUUUCCAUGGUUAUUUCGAUGAUUGAGAGUCAGGUCACAGAUCUUCCUCAUCCAACUCAACCUGGGUUUACACAAAGAAGGAUUGCUUCUCAUAAUGAACCCCAACAAAACGCUCAUGUAUAUUGUUCUGUUGACCAUGCUUCGAUUACUAUCUUAAGUGGUCGUUGACUGCAGUUUGGGGCACUGGAGCAGCGAGUCGUGUAUGCUCUGAUUACUGCCCAGUCAUAUAGUAAUUAGUUUUGCAAAAGUUAUUGACAGUAAAACUUUUCUGUCAUUGUUUAUAUGCGAUUGCAACUCUUUAUACAAGUAUUGCUUAUCAAUAUCAUGUAUACAAGCAGUUCCUGUAUAGCAGUAUAAUGAACACUGCACACUCACAGUAGGGUCCCAUACAACAAGUACGCUAUGUGGCUAUGCUACUCCUACAACUCACAAAAAUAUACACCCUUUUUUUUUUUUUUUUUUUUUUAUUUUUAUAGUGACAUGACAUACAAGUCGAGGCAAAACUUUGACUAAUAAUAUCUUCAAUAAUCUAUAAAUAUAAAUUAUAACAAUUGAAUAUAAUCCUCUCAUUAAGAGUAAUAUUCAGGUUUGGAGUGAUCUUUGGGUGCCGGGGACUCAGUCUCGUUUGAUCAUAUCUCCUAGGGGCAAAGCGGACACGGAGAUGAAGGUGAAUGCUUUAAUUGAUUAUGCUAGUAGCAGUUGGAAUGCUGAUUUGGUGACACAAUAUUUUCUCCCAUUUGAGCGUGACUGAGUACUAAGCAUCCCAAUUACUGAG
Messenger RNA from Chenopodium quinoa (quinoa), 7146 nucleotides. RefSeq lists its product as uncharacterized. Gene Ontology annotation, molecular function: ATP binding; protein kinase activity. Lineage: Eukaryota; Viridiplantae; Streptophyta; Magnoliopsida; Caryophyllales; Amaranthaceae. The record is from RefSeq and is a predicted model, not a curated record. Gene Ontology annotation, biological process: recognition of pollen; protein phosphorylation.